AUGGCAGGCGAACAUCCUAAGAACGUCUCUCCCAAUGGUUUCCUCUCCCUUCCCAUCGAAUCUAAAGCUUCAAAUUCAAAGCGUGGCCGAUCUGUUUCGGACGCUGGCUCUGAACAAUCUGCGAGAUCCAGCCUGUCCAGAAUUACAUAUGUUGAGGAAGAUGCUCAGAUCGCUGCAUAUUCAGAAUUCGAGGAUUCCGACAGCAUCAUCCAGGCAAAUUACACCUGCUUAGAUCGUCUGGUCGUGUUUAUUCGCAUCUUGUUCUGCCUCCCAAUUCCAAUGAUGACGAACAAGAAAUCUCCAAAGCCUGCCGAGGCCGUGCCACUCAAUAUGGAGAGCUCUCCAUGGGUGCUUUCCGUUUCCGUUCUAUCAACGCGCAAAGAUUCGGAUAAAAAGCCAGUACCCAAACACGCGAAGUGUACCAUCGAUACCGGUAAUAUGCAAGGAAACAUAGUGUCGAGGGAGUUUGUUCAGAAAGUUCUAGAGUAUUCGGAAGCAAACUUUGUUCCUUUGACAGCAGAUGAAAGAGAGGGCGGCUUUGGUAUAACAGGCGACAAACUUGUGCCGGAAGGAGCCAUCUAUCUGACCUGGUAUCACAGCAAGAGUACUAGGGUUUUUCAUAGCAUGAGGUUUCUAAUCUCGCCCCAUUCCCAAUGCGACCUUAUCAUUGGAGCUCGAUCCAUACAAAAGGAUAAUUUGCUUGGCGUUCCAAACCUGAUGGCAACAGUGCCUAUCACUAGGGUUGCAAACGAAGGGGAUUUUAGAAUGGACAGGAACGAGCAGGACCUAGAAAAAGAUUUUCUCAAACAGGAUAAGAGAUACCAAGAUAAGGAAGUCGAACUCAUCGAGGCGGGAGAAGAUAUAGAAAACAACAAGGAAUUGAAGAAUAUUGGAGAGGCCCGUGAUGUCGCCAAGCAAUUUCAACUAAUCCGACAGGCACAACUGAAGAACAACCAAAAGCUAGCAGUUCAACUGCAAGAAAAACUGGAGAAGCUACCAGGCUAUAAAAGUUCUGUGGUCCUCUCCAAGUCGCAAAUUACUUCCUCUGGUAUAGAAAAUAAGAACGAUGCAGUCCAACUCGUCAAGAAAACGAAUCGGGAAUCUCCAACUAAGAAAUAA
Botrytis byssoidea is the source of this 1119-nucleotide messenger RNA. RefSeq lists its product as uncharacterized. The record is from RefSeq and is a predicted model, not a curated record. The transcript is spliced from 5 exons. The coding region runs from base 1 to 1119 and encodes 372 amino acids. Lineage: Eukaryota; Fungi; Ascomycota; Leotiomycetes; Helotiales; Sclerotiniaceae.